Molecule: messenger RNA, 2563 nt
Organism: Lytechinus variegatus (green sea urchin)
Lineage: Eukaryota; Metazoa; Echinodermata; Echinoidea; Temnopleuroida; Toxopneustidae
Product: AF4/FMR2 family member 1-like
Exons: 1
Coding region: 1-2472 (823 amino acids)
Source: RefSeq, a predicted model, not a curated record
AUGAAUUUAUUUACCUUCCAGCCCCAGCCUGGUCAAUCCUCAAAACAGCCAACGCCUGGUCAAUCCUCACAACAGCCAGAGCCUGGUCAAUCCUCACAACAGCCCCAGUCUGGUCAAUCCUCACAACAGCCACAGCAUGGCUCGUCCUCACAGCAGCCCCAGCCUGGUCAAUCCUCACAGCAGCAUCAACCAGGUCAAUCCCCACAACACCUAGAGCCUGGUCAAUCCUCACAAGAGCCACAGUUUGGUCAAUCCUACCAGCAGCCCCAGCCUGGUCAAUCCCCAAAGCGGCUCCAGCCUGGUCAAUCCUCACAACAGCCCCAGCCUGGUCAAUCCUCACAACAGCCACAGCCUGGUCAAUCCUCACAACAGCCCCAGCCUGGUCAAUCCUCACAACAGCCCCAGCCUGGUCAAUCCUCACAACAGCCCCAGCCUGGUCAAUCCUCACAACAGCCACAGCCUGGUCAAUCCUCACAACAGCCCCAGCCUGGUCAAUCCUCAGAACAGCCACAGCAUGGCUCGUCCUCACAGCAGCCCCAGCGUGGUCAAUCCUCAAAACAGCCAACGCCUGGUCAAUCCUCACAACAGCCAGAGCCUGGUCAAUCCUCACAACAGCCCCAGCCUGGUCAAUCCUCAAACAAGCUCCAGCCUAGUCAAUCCCCAAAGCAGCUCCAGCCUGGUCAAUCCUCAAACCAGCUCCAGCCUGGUCAAUCCUCACAACACCCACAGCCUGACCCAUCCUCACAGCAACCCCAUCCUGGCCAAUCUUGCCAACAGCCACAGCCCGGCACAUCAUCACCAGCGCUUCAGUUUGACUCAUCUUCAUAUGAGCUCAAGUUUCAGCCCUCUGCACAUAUACCGGAGUCUGAACUUUCUUCAGAUGAUUGCUGGUAUCCUCACAGAAGCUCCAUUGUGGCCCGACCUAAAAGAAAAUUCUGCCAGACCCGUCCUCACAGAAAUUCAUUAGUGAAGCUCAAGCAUGAUCCAUCUUCAUCUUCCGAUGAACAGGAGCCUGAUCUGCCAUCAGAUGACAACUGGAAACCUUCAAAUGAAAUUAUUUCUGAAACCGAUCUCGACAGUAUCCAAGGAGAAGAUGAGAUCAUUGACUUCAAGAGAAAACCACAUCAUCAAAAAGUCAAAAGACAAAAAGUGACUGGCCAUGAUGCUGCUAAAUUUGAUAAUCCUCCUCCAGCUAGUCAUGAACCGUCUCAACAAGGAACCAGGCCACAGAUAGAAAAUUACAGGAAACCAUACAGACAUUGUAUCUUUUGUGGUAAGAUGGCAUCAAAAUUAUCUGACCAUAUAGUGAAAAAGCAUGCAGGAAUUCCAAGAGUCAAGAAUGCAGUAGAACUGCCCAAAAAGCAGAGAAUUCAAGAAUUCAAGAUGAAGAAGGAGGGGAUUCUGCACGUUAACAAACUUGAAGCAAAGAAGUCUCGUCCUGGGUACAUGAGAGAACGUUCCUCCAAGAAAAAAGAUUCACUGCCAGUCAUGUGCAGCACGUGCGAUGGUUUUUUUUCGCGGAGUUACAUUAAGAGGCAUUCUCAUAAAUGCAGAAAGGAAGUAGAGACUGCUGUGCAUGGAGUCUGUAUUCCUGUAACAUUUCUGCAGCAUGAUCAUCUCAAGAAAAAUGAAGGCGAUUUUGUCACAGAGGUUUUGACAAAGUUCCGACAUGGUAAGAGCAGCCAACUUUGCCAAACUGAUCCAGUCCUUGCGAAAAUUGGCAGAAGGCUUUGGGACAAGGAGAAGAAAAAGAAGAACAAACGUGCAGAAGUUCGGAAGUCAGUGAUGUCCGACAUGAGACGUCUCGCAAAUCUUUACAUCCAUAUGAAAGACACUGAAGCAACUUUGGGGAAACUGCGCUCAGAGGAUGGCAAUGUCGGAGAUCUAUUCAAAAGAAGUAAUUUCCGUUAUCUGGAAGAAGCCCUAGACAACUACACGAAAGUCGAAGUAAAUACGCACUCAUCAAGUGACAACAAUGCAAUCAAACCAGGGCUCAAAUUGGGCUUAUACUACUUGCUCAAGUCCGCAAGCAAGAUUCUAAAAGGCUUGAGCCUAAUGGAGGAGGAGGAGGAUGGUGAUGUAAAAGCAGCAGAGAUUGACAACUUUGUCUUGGUCUUGGAACUGAAUUACCACACAAUUUUCGGUGAUGCAACAUAUGCACUUCAUCAGGGUAGACAGACAAGAUUGAGACGCCCAGAAUCUGCUCCAGAAGAGAGCGAUAUCCGUAAAGUACGUGACUUUACUGUCUCCCAAAUUAAAGAACUCACUAGUGAUGAAUUGGCCUUUACAGAUUUGCAUAGGUACACAAGACUGCGUGACCUUGUGGUGUGUAGACUCACACUCUUCAACGCAAGGAGGGGUGGAGAGCCCAGCAGGCACAUGCUACAAGACUGGGAGGAUGACGACACAGGUGUGGUUGGACAAGGUGCAGAUAGGAGGCUUAAACCCAUUAGACAAGGCUUUGGCUGGUAGAUUAAAAAUUACGUACCAGAGUGGACAAGGGGUCAAUCACCUUGUCUCGGUCCUUUUCCCUGAGGACACACACGCUGCAAUGCACAUCUUG